Molecule: messenger RNA, 696 nt
Organism: Lathyrus oleraceus (garden pea)
Lineage: Eukaryota; Viridiplantae; Streptophyta; Magnoliopsida; Fabales; Fabaceae
Exons: 1
Coding region: 1-696 (231 amino acids)
Biological process (GO): proteolysis
Molecular function (GO): aspartic-type endopeptidase activity
Source: RefSeq, a predicted model, not a curated record
AUGGAAGAGGUAAUCGCCGAAAAGGGACCAACGACAGAGAAACCGGUAGCCUGGAAGGAAAAGUGUAGUGCAAUAUCACCAGGUAGGAAAAUCCCAAACAAGCAGAAGGAACCUGGAGCGGUCACAGUCCCAUGCACUAUCAAAGACAGAAAUUUCAAGAAGGUACUAAUUGAUUCCGGAGCUAGUGUGAGUCUAAUUCCAUUGUCAAUCUACCAAAGGCUUGGUAUUGGAAACGUCAGUGAUACAAGGACAAAUCUGCAGUUUGCAGAUCACUCCAUAAAGAAUGCACAUGGGAUAGCAGAAGACGUACUGUUGACAAUAGAACAAUUUAGUUUUCCUAUUAAUUUUGUGAUCAUUGAUAUACCUGAGGAUGAAGAGACACCUAUCAUUCUUGGUCGACCAUUCAUGCGGACAAGUCGGUGUAAAUUCGACAUAGACCACGGUACACUAACUUUAAAAUUUUAUGAUGAUGAAAUAACUUUGAAUGUUCUUAAAAAUAGGAAGCUAGAGGUGGAAAAAGAAUAUCACUAUCAAGUAGGCAUGAACAAGACAGAUGUGAAAGGCCAAAGUGACAUGCCAACAUCAGAAAAAAUCUCAAGAAGGCCAUCUCAACUGGUCUUGCUUCCAUUAGCAACCCCGAGUGGAAAGACUCAUAUUUCCAUUCCAAAAGCCAUGAGAAAGAAGAGAAUGCGAUAA